CCAGCUGGAGCAGCGGCGGUGUCACGCGAGGAGGAUAGUUCUGCAACAGGAAUGACUGUGAACACACCUCUGUGUUUCAGAGGAAAGAGCAUCCUGGCUCCAAUGGUGCGAGUUGGAACGUUACCAAUGCGUCUUCUUGCUCUGGAUUAUGGUGCUGAUAUAGUGUACUGUGAGGAGCUGAUUGACAUGAAGAUGCUGCAGUGUAAGAGGGUUGUAAAUGAAGUACUUGACACAGUGGACUUUGUUGCACCUAAUGAAAGAGUUGUUUUCAGAACUUGUGAAAAGGAGAGACACUGCGUUGUCUUUCAGAUGGGUUCAGCAGAUGCUGUAAGGGCACUGGCAGUAGCUAAGCUUGUGGAGAGUGAUGUAGCUGGUAUUGAUAUCAACAUGGGCUGCCCAAAAGAAUAUUCUACUAAGGGAGGUAUGGGAGCAGCACUGUUAUCUGAUCCUGACAAAAUAGAGUCUAUACUGACUACUCUUGUUAAAGGAAUUUGUAAACCAGUAACCUGCAAAAUCCGCAUUUUGUCCUCAGUUGAGGAUACUGUGAAUCUGGUAAAGAGAAUAGAGAAAACUGGUAUUGCUGCCAUUGCAGUCCAUGGAAGGAAGAAAGAGGAGAGGCCUCAGCACCCUGUCCACUGUGAUGUGAUCAAAGCCAUAUCAGAAGCAGUCUCCAUUCCAGUAAUAGCAAAUGGAGGAUCUCAUGACUUCAUCAAGGAAUAUAUGGACAUUGAGACCUUCCAGAAAGCAACAGAUGCCUCAUCAGUAAUGAUAGCUCGGGCUGCCAUGUGGAACCCAUCUAUCUUCAGAAAAGAGGGUCUUUUCCCCCUGAGGAAAGUCAUGCAGGAUUACAUCAAAUAUGCAGUGAGAUAUGAUAAUCAUUAUACCAAUACAAAAUACUGUUUGUGUCAGAUGUUAAGAGAACAGUUGGAAACUACUCAGGGUAAGAAGCUGCAUGCUGCACAGUCUAUGCAGGAAAUCUGUGAGGUCUUUGAAAUGGCUGACUUCUAUGAAGAAACAACAACAAUUUUCACAACUAAAAAAACAUCUUUAGAAACUAAGAUACAAGAGGAAGAUGACCAGACGGAAGAUCCAGAUAUAAUAAAAAUGGCUGUUAGAUUUGACAAGCGAGAAUAUCCACCACAGAUUACACCAAAAAUGUAUCUCUUGGAGUGGUGUAGGAAAGAGAAGCACCCACAGCCUGUUUAUGAAACAGUUCAAAGACCACUAGAUAGAUUAUUCUGUUCGGUAGUGACAGUAGCUGAGCAAAAGUACAAAUCAACUCUGUGGGACAAGUCAAAGAAACUAGCAGAACAGGCUGCAGCUAUUGUCUGUCUGAGAACACUGGGUGUCCCAGAGGGGAAAUUGUGUGAGGGAGAAAACCACCUGAUUAACAAACGCAAGAGGGACGACCGGGAACGCUUGAAUAACAGAGACCAUGGAGAUGAUCUUGCUGAACCUUCUCAUAAAAAAGCUAAUUUUAUUGAAGAAGCUUCUGACACGAAUGUGCCUGAGAUGCCACGAUAGCAUGGAAGUUAGAGGUUGCAGAGCUAUGCAGCUACAAAUUAGCUCUCAUUUGUAUAUCUUGCUAUUCGUAUUUCAUUUGGAUUCUCUCAGAGACAGAUAAAUUCCCCAGUUGGGCAAACUGCCGAUGAGAAACGUUUACUAUUCACCACUCACUAUCCCCAUUGUGCCUUUCAGAAAGGAUAAAUUAACAGCUUGAUUUUAAAGAACAUUAAGAAGAUUAUCCCAAAUAAUAAAGGGAUCUUUUUAAUAUCAAGUAUUUUCAAAGCAAUUUCAUCAUUGGUUUUAUUAUUUAUUUAUUUUUUAGUAAAGUCUGUGGUAUCCUGAUGACAGAUGCCUGAACACAUCAUCUAUAAGCAGCUGGAUUCACUUUGGAAUUAUGUAUUUAACUUAAUCAGGAAAAUUCAUACAAGAAAUAUUAGCAGCUAAGUAGACAUAGUUUUGUCAGAUAAUUUUCAUGUAUGACUUGUAGGCAUUAUUUACACCAAUCAUAUAUCAACAGAAACAAGUUUUGAAGAGAGAAGUUGGAAAAGUAAUAGUAAACAUGAAAACAAAAUUUCUUCUUUCAUAGUAUUUACUGUAUGUUACCCUCCAAAAAUAUGACAAGAACAGAAUUAAUCUUGGUCCUAGCUAUUACAGUUACCUUUUUCUAAUAACAAAUUGGACCCAGUCCUGGCAGCCCUGAAUAUUUUAAAUUAAGGCAGUUGAGUUAAAUUUUGUUCUUGAGAAUGUGGAAGUUCUAGUAAAUGUCUGCAUCUAUAUUACUUGCAAUAAUAGUCAUCAGAUAGGCCUUAUGUAUUUGUUCUUGAAAUGUGAGCUAGUUUGCCUCAGUAUUUAGCUGUUAGUGAUAUUGGUGGUCUUAAUCAAAGAUAUGUUCUCUUUAUUUUGCCAUUAUAACUUCCUACCCAGUAUCUGCUGAGAGAGGAUAAAAAUCCAGUCAGAUUUCAUGGCAAUCUAGUUGAGCUUGUCUGAUUUAAGUUAGAGUUUUGAAUGCCCCAAAGAGAAUCUUCAUAUAUUAUGAGAAAAUGCAGAGAUUUAAAUUCAUUGAAGUGAUGGCAUAGUAUACCUCAACAGGGUGAUGAUCUUCAAAUUACUAGCUCUGGUUUGAAAAUAAAAUGACAGAUAUCAAGCCAUGAUCUGUGAAGUAUUUUGUGUAAAGAACAUACAAAGUAUAAUUCAUUUGGAUGAAGUUCAUCAAUAUUCCUAUCUAUCAAUAUUCCUAUUUAAACGUUGAAUCUUUAUUUUAAAUGACAGUUUCAGCAUUAAACCAUUCUUUUGUAAUGGAAGAGCAAUAU
This is a messenger RNA of Rhea pennata, 2816 nucleotides long. It is a transcript of the gene DUS2, whose product is annotated as dihydrouridine synthase 2. The coding region runs from base 52 to 1524 and encodes 490 amino acids. Gene Ontology annotation, molecular function: flavin adenine dinucleotide binding; tRNA binding; tRNA dihydrouridine synthase activity. The transcript has 16 exons. NCBI's taxonomy places the organism in Eukaryota, Metazoa, Chordata, Aves, Rheiformes, Rheidae. Gene Ontology annotation, cellular component: cytoplasm. The record is from RefSeq and is a predicted model, not a curated record. Gene Ontology annotation, biological process: tRNA dihydrouridine synthesis.